AUGCAGACUGUGUCUCCCGAGAUGCUCCAACUUCUUUCGCAACUUCGUCACAAGUGCGCCAUUGGAUUCGUUGGCGGCUCCGAUCUUGCGAAGCAACAGGAACAACUCGGCACCGCCUCCACGAAAGUUACCUCCCUCUUCGAUUUUUGCUUCGCCGAGAACGGGUUGACCGCGAUUCGUCUGGGCAAGAACCUUGCUAGCAACAGCUUCAUACAAUGGAUCGGAGAGGACAAGUACCAGAAGCUGGUCAACUUCAUUCUCAAGUACCUUGCGAACGUGGAGCUCCCCAAGAAACGCGGCACUUUCAUUGAAUUCCGCAAUGGGAUGAUCAACGUCAGCCCGGUCGGCAGAAAUGCCAGCGUCGAGGAGCGAAACGAAUUCGAAGCGUAUGACAAGCAGCAUAACAUCCGGAGGGACUUUGUGGAAACCCUCAAGAAGGAAUUCCCCGACUAUGGCCUCACUUACUCCAUCGGUGGUCAGAUCUCUUUCGACGUUUUCCCCACUGGCUGGGACAAAACCUAUUGUUUGCAGCAUGUCGAGGCCGAGAAGAACAUCACCGGUGUCGAGUACAAGACGAUCCACUUCUUCGGUGACAAGUCCUUCCCCGGAGGCAACGACUACGAAAUCUACAGUGACCCCCGGACCGUCGGCCAUGCCGUCAAUGGACCCGAAGACACGAUGAAGCAACUGAAGGAGCUGUUCAAUCUCUAG
Aspergillus terreus NIH2624 is the source of this 711-nucleotide messenger RNA. It is a transcript of the gene sec53, whose product is annotated as phosphomannomutase SEC53. NCBI's taxonomy places the organism in Eukaryota, Fungi, Ascomycota, Eurotiomycetes, Eurotiales, Aspergillaceae. Gene Ontology annotation, biological process: mannose metabolic process; protein N-linked glycosylation; GDP-mannose biosynthetic process. The coding region runs from base 1 to 711 and encodes 236 amino acids. Gene Ontology annotation, cellular component: cytosol. The record is from RefSeq and is a predicted model, not a curated record. Gene Ontology annotation, molecular function: phosphomannomutase activity. The transcript is spliced from 4 exons.